Enterobius vermicularis (human pinworm) is the source of this 522-nucleotide messenger RNA. The record is from the annotation of a GenBank genome assembly. NCBI's taxonomy places the organism in Eukaryota, Metazoa, Nematoda, Chromadorea, Rhabditida, Oxyuridae.
GCCCCGCUUCCGAGCACUGGUACUCCUCAGAGCUCACCGAGUGGAGAAAAUGCAACAUCACAACAGCAGGUAAUGACAGCAACGGGCUCAGUACCAGUAACUUUUGCGCAGCCGAUGGCUCAAUAUUGCACUACUCCUAAUGGGGUUCAGCAGUUUACUCAAAUGAGUCAGCCAUUAACUCCGUUUGAUGCUAGUGGUCAGUCGGUAGCCGUUUUGGCUCCAGUAACACAAGCUAUUCCUCAGGCUGUUGCAGCACCGCCCAGCACCGGACAGCAGCGUUACGAUGAGGUCCAAAUGGCUUGGCAGAAUACUCCUAACUCCGAAGUGCGUCAUUCUAGCACACCUCGUCGUAGUCCUGUGAAGUCUCUGGUUCCACUUACUAAUCGAUUCAGUCAAAUGAGUGUUCAAAGUCACCAGCAUUACGUCCCAGUUGUUCCUUCAAGUUCAUGCUUUCAAAACAUUGUAGAUCGGAAAGACGGUCAUUCAACUGGUUCACCAGAUGCCGGUACUCUGAUACCGUGA